AUGCCACCUAAAAGAGCAGCAAACGGAGCGGCUCCUAAUCAGCCAGCUGCCCAAAGACGACGAUUAGCACCAGCAGCUCCUUCUCCUUCUCCUUCCCCUCCCCCUUUCCCUCCUGCCCUAGCCCCCAGGUCACCCACUAUAAUUCCGGAGGAGAUCAAAACGCAGCUUGUGCUCGCCGCCCUGACCACGCACGACGAUGUCUGCGCUUUCGAGCUGUUUUGCUCGGACUGGAAGAUCUGCAAUCGACAGCGAGAAAAGCCCCAACUCGAGGAAAUCCUGAGGAAGCUCAGAGUGGACGUGUACACGCCGAGCUCGCAAACACUAGGAGUAGUGCAGGCGGGGGGGCAGGGAGAAGAACAGUUUUAUGGGGAGCUGAAGAGUUAUUUUGCGGGACACUCGAUGAGAAGAACGCAAUGUCCACUCUUUGGGGAGGGAGCACAUGGGUUCGAAAACAAACAUUGUGAAAAGUGCGGAUGCGUUCCGUUCCAAAAGGAGGUCAUCAUGGAAGGCGUUGGGGCGUGGGAUACGGAUUGGGAGGGGAAGUUGGAUCCGGAGGCAAGGGGGUGGGAGGGAGGAGCAGUCUGGACGGGGAGGCUCAGGAAGGGAAUGGGUUAUCGUGGAAAUGGAAGAGAUGGGAGAAGAAAAGAGGUUGAGCCAUGGGACCAAAUGGUUGAGGAGGCGAGGACUAAGGGUAUCAAUGCCUACAUGACAAGCAUUAAGAAUACGAGGAUGGGGAAGUUUUUGGCGAGGGAGGUGAAGAGAGAGAGAACGCUCAGGUCGGACAGGUUGGUCGUCUUGAAUCAGAGGGCGACGAAAUGGUUGGGAAGAUUUACGCAGAGAGGGUUGGGAAAACGGGUGCGUAGCGGGCUUGAGGGGAUGAUCAGUUGGGGAGACGAAAUGGUUGGACUCUUGCCUUUCAUCGAAGGGUUCACGGAGAGGUUUGACGACAACGGUUAUUUGAGGGUGGCCACCGGUGCACCGGCGUCCUCGGCUGUUGCCGCUACCGUCAAAGCCAGACCCUUUAACCAGGUAAAGAAACAUCUCUCCCCAGAACCUCCUAACCAAGACCCCUGGGUUCUAUAUAAACGUAUCCGCCAUCUCAUGAUCAACAGCGAUCCCUAUCUCAAUCUGGAAGUAGGUAUUGACUUCCCCCGUUAUGGUAUCAUUCCUCCCACAGAACCACCGGCCGCCACGGUGCUGGCUAAUAUGGCAGGGGUCCGAGACCGUGUGUAUUUUGAGCACAUGGUGCCCUUGUACGUUGAUUAUCAGGCCUUGACAAAUCUCGAGACACUCUACCUCGACUUGAGGCACGUUACAAAACGCAAAUUCGGCACCACGCAGUUCCAGAUGGAAGAGGUCCUACAGCUGGCUCGAAGGCUCGAAGGCAAGAACCUGCGAUUGCUCGUCAUUGCCGGACUGCGAACUGGAGGGGAGUAUUGGUGGGGGGAGAGAGAGCUGAACAUUGAGGAAAUCGAGGGAUUUGAGGUCCAGAAUCCAGCGGACUGGAGGAAUGUCAACUGGCUUUUGGAAUUUAGAGGAGCGUUGAGGCCUGGGGGGAAGCUGAUUCUGGUGGAUUCGUAUUUCAAUGAUUUUCCUUGGCUUCGACAUUGGCCAUGGACAAAUCCGAUGAACGCGGAUGGGCCCAUGCCACAAGGCCAUGUACCUAUGGGCGGGUUCCCGGUUUUCGUGAACAAUUUCAUUGACAACGAAUCUGAUGACAACGAAGAUGAUGACAACGAAUUUGAUAACGACGACUUUGAUGACAACGAAGAUGAUGACUUGACGGAGGAAACAUCAUCGGAGGAAACAUCAUCGGAGGAUUCAAUAUAA
This is a messenger RNA of Neurospora crassa OR74A, 1830 nucleotides long. RefSeq lists its product as hypothetical. The record is from RefSeq and is a predicted model, not a curated record. The transcript has a single exon. Bases 1 to 1830 code for a protein of 609 amino acids. NCBI's taxonomy places the organism in Eukaryota, Fungi, Ascomycota, Sordariomycetes, Sordariales, Sordariaceae.